AUCGGAUUAUUACUCCCCCCAAACAACACUACUCAACCCACUACUCUCGCCAACCUUUCCCGGCGUCCCAACCCGCAAACUGGCCACCAACGGCCCCAACUUCCCCGUGCGAGGAUCCCUUUUAACGACAGCGACAUUACUCGAUACCUGAUCGCCGAUAGCGACGAGGUCGCCGGCGACGUUGAUGGCGAAGGUGCGCGGUGUCUGGCCGAAGGAGGGCGUGAGCGCGCUGAAAGACAAUUCGCCAGUUUCGUCGGAUAUUGCCAGCGUGGCCAUCGAGUCGCUGUUUUCCUCUGA
Molecule: messenger RNA, 297 nt
Organism: Rasamsonia emersonii CBS 393.64
Lineage: Eukaryota; Fungi; Ascomycota; Eurotiomycetes; Eurotiales; Trichocomaceae
Exons: 1
Source: RefSeq, a predicted model, not a curated record